Molecule: messenger RNA, 3378 nt
Organism: Doryrhamphus excisus (bluestripe pipefish)
Lineage: Eukaryota; Metazoa; Chordata; Actinopteri; Syngnathiformes; Syngnathidae
Gene: snx30
Product: sorting nexin family member 30
Biological process (GO): piecemeal microautophagy of the nucleus; protein transport; endocytic recycling
Cellular component (GO): phagophore assembly site; early endosome
Molecular function (GO): phosphatidylinositol binding
Source: RefSeq, a predicted model, not a curated record
UUUACUUCCGGACUUUUUACGUUUAACCUCCGCAGCUGCGCCGUAGGGUUCAGCUCACUAUUGGGACCAAAUAGCGGCUCAAGGCUUCACUAGAAGACAGAGAAGCCGAGAAAAAAAGAAAUACGUGAUAAAUUCUCACAGUAAACUGGACAGCCGUUAGCCUCCACUUCCAGCCAAGCCCCAGCGCCUGCCGCACGAUGAGUGUCGGCGCUCCGCGAGGCCUGGCCAGCUCGGGGCAGAAGCACAUCGCAGAGAUUCUCCACCCGCUGUCCGCCGCCGAGGAGCCGCUCUCCCCGGGGCCAGAUGUCAGCGUCACCGCUGGGGGCGACAAGGAGGCAGGGCUGUCCAAUGGCACGCCGGUGGACACGCCGAGUCCCGCCUCUGCGUCCUCGCUCUUCAACAGGCUGCAGCUGGAUGACGACCUCGAGUCCGACCCACGGGACUACUACACCGCCACCGAAACCCGUGACCUGUUUGUCACGGUGGAUGACCCAAAGAAGCACGUGUCCACCAUGGAGACCUACAUCACCUAUAGAGUGUCCACCAAGACGACACGGAUCGAGUUUGACCUGCCCGAUUAUUGCGUGCGCCGCCGCUAUCAAGACUUUGACUGGCUGAGGAUCAAGCUGGAGGACAGCCAGCCCACCCACCUCAUCCCCCCUUUGCCGGAGAAGUUUGUGAUGAAGGGCGUUGUGGAUCGUUUUUCGGAAGAGUUUGUGGAAACGCGCAUGAAAGCACUGGACAAGUUCCUCAAGCGGGUCGCCGACCACCCGGUCCUCUCCUUCAACCCACAUCUUAACGCUUUCUUGUCUGCCAAGGACCUAAACAAGCGUCAAGGUCUGGCGCUGCUCACCAAAGUGGGCGAGUCGGUGAAGCACGUGGCCGGAGGCUACAAGCUGCGGGCGCGACCGCCCGACUUCUGCGCCAUGGGAGAGUACCUGGACACCUUCAGCCAGAAACUUGGCACCAUCGACCGCAUUGCUCAGAGGAUCCUCAAGGAGCAGUCAGAGUAUCUAGCCGAGCUACGCGAGUACAGCACCGUGUACUCCAGCUGGGCGGCUUCGGAAGAGGAGCUGCAGCGCCCGCUGGAGGGCGCGGCGAGCUCCCUGACGACGUCCUGCGGGGCGAUGGACGACCUUAGUGAGAGCAUGAGCCAGGACUUCCUGCCUGUGCUAAGAGAGUACGUCCUCUACAUCGAAUCCAUGAAGAAUGUUUUGAAGAAACGUGACCAGAGUCAGGCGGAGUACGAGGGACGACUAGAAGCGGCCAUACAGCGCAAACCAGAAGACAGAAUGCCGAUGCCGGCUGAGGUGGAGCGGUGCCAAGACAAAAUGGAGUGUUUUAAUGCCGACUUGAAGGCGGACUGGGAGCGCUGGCAGAGCAACAAGCGACAAGAUUUCAAGCAGCUUCUGAGCGGCAUCGCUGAUAAGAACAUCAACUACUAUGAGAAGUGCCAAGCAGCAUGGGAGUCGCUCAUAACGAUCCUGCAGGACAAACAGACUGACGACCAAACCAGUGAGACGGACUGAAGCAUCGUAUCACGCUGGCCCGUUCGAUAUCGUCUCACAUUCUUUGUCACGCCAAGAAGGGCCAAGGACCGGGGACACUGCAGGAUUUUUGUCUCGCUGUUGUCUCCCGAGAUGACAUUAUCAAGAUUGGAGGCAAUGACAGUGACCACUGGGCAAGCAGUGACAUGCUAUGUACAGACAUUCUUUUUUAUGUUGUUGCUUUUUCCCUUUUUCUACUUCACGUCACCUGCUAACAGUUGCCAAUGCUCCUUGUUUAACCACAAGCUAAGGAAGUGGUGUUUCUUUCAGUCUUGUUCCUACUUUAAGUUUGACACAAAGGGUACUUAUGUUUACAACCUCAAUUUCCCCCCCAAAUGUCUACACUUACCAUUCUUAAAGAUUGUUAUCCAAAGGUUCAAACGUGUUUUUUUUUACUUCCAGUUAUGUUUGAUUACUUCAGAAAUCCAUUUGCAGACACCUGAAACCUGCCUCUGUGUUUCACAACGCGCCCUUGGAGAUUCCGCGGCAGUUUUGUGUAACAACCCCACCGUCUGAUUCCCAUUUGCUCCCCAUCCUUCAGUUAACACGGGACAGCGAGCAGCUUUUAGCAAUGACGACGACCCCCCCGCCCCCCCAGACCCACGACUAGGGUGUUUUGAGUUGAAGGCUGAGCUCCAUCAGGGGAGCGAUCGAUCUCGGCCUUCAAUUGGUUUGAGACUAAAUCACUCUUGCUAAUUAGAAAAUCUCGUCGAGUUUGUCACGUCUGCUGUGGCUCCAGGGAAAGGAACCCGAUAGGUACAAUCAGUUUAAAUGUAAAACAGUGGUUGGGGUGCAAUAGUGACGCCUAGUGGCAAAGGAGGGAUUAGCAAUUGUCUCUUGCCAAUGCAUCUGUGGGAUUUCUUUCUUUCUGUUGUGGAGUUUGAAGCGGUGAAAAAACUUUUAAAUUAAGUGCAUAUGAUUACAAAUAUUUAUCUGUUCAGUUCUAACAACAACUGAAAGAACAUACACAAACUAGAAAAAUAAUAUAUAUUUAGAUAAUUCACAUUUUACCAACAAUAACUUUUUUUUUACAGUAGCACUUGUGCUGAUGCUAAAUGUUUUUAAGUAUUGCAGUAAUUGGAUUUAAAGGUACAGCUCAGGGAUAAUGAGCCUUGCCCCUGCCAGAUGGCUUUUAUUCUAAGAAAUAAUAAAACUUAAGAUCAUACAGCAGAGGUACACGGAUGUUGACAAAUCUAGUUAAAUAAACGCAGCAAGUAUUAUUUUAUUUUAUUUUAUUUUUUUACAAAAGAGCUGAUAAACAGUUUUGUUUACUUUUUGUGUUUAUGUUCUGUUUAAUUUAUCUCAAAGGUUUUGUUUACAAGUCAGGUCAGUUUGUCAAAAUGUUUAAGAUGGGAUGAGACAUUUGCAAUAACAAUAAUAAGCUAGUAAAUUUACAAAACAAUGUUUUGUGCUUGUACUGAGCCCUAGUGAAGCUCCACACAAAUGCCUGCUGAUUCACUGCACUAUACAAACCCGCCCCCUUUUUAUGACUCCUCCCCCUUUAAGACAUGGCAACUUUGCAUUGUGACAACUCUUGUUUUUUUUUUUUUCAUGAAUCCACAAAUGGGACAAGAUGACAGCUAAUUCAUAUAAGAAUGUAAAGAGCAAAAAAACUAAGCCCAAAUGUCCCGUCAUAACAAUCACAAGAUGAUCAAUCUAACUUAUUGAAAGAAGUAUUAAUACCUUCAGUUCUUUUGUUUGCCAGUUUUUACAUAUUGUACACUUGAACAUAUAUAAAGCUUGUAUAUUGAUGUUGUUUUGAUGCAAUUAUCUUUACCUCAAAUUAUUUUUGGGAUAUAUUGGACCAAUAAUAAAAUUGAUUUGAUAGUCA